This is a messenger RNA of Closterium sp. Naga37s-1, 936 nucleotides long. NCBI's taxonomy places the organism in Eukaryota, Viridiplantae, Streptophyta, Zygnematophyceae, Desmidiales, Closteriaceae. The record is from the annotation of a GenBank genome assembly.
AUGGUGAUUGCCGGUGCGCCUGAGCCGUCGCCAGAGCUCGUUGCCGCCUGGUCGGCAAUGGUCGCCAAGCCUCAGUCUGAGCCCGAAAGGGCGACCACGGCGACGAAGCCCCCUCUGCCUCCGGCUCCGAAGCCCUCGACAACAUCCUCUGAAAAGAUUCCUCACCCCGGACCCGCGGCUCUCCUUGUCGCGGAUGCGCCUGGUUCAACUGCGACUGUUGUCGCUCAGGCUCCUGCAACCGCUACUGCUGUGCCGUCCGCCCCGGCUUUGCCAACUCCUGCCUCUGCCUCGUCCCCGCAGGCGGCGUCCGCCACCACUGGCGGCCCGGCCUCGUUGGUUGCGCCGCCGGUUGGGGAUCCGGCUGCCCCCGUUGUGCCACCGACUGCUCCAGUGGCGCAGCCGUCUCGCCCGCCGUCGCCUGCCCGCCGCCCAUCUCGCCCCCAUUCUCCCGCUCCCCACCAGGAUCGUGAGUCCUCACGGCGCCGGCGCAAUUCUCCCCGUCGCCACCAUCCGCAGGCCCAGUGGCACGCGAACCGCAACGGUCGCGGUGGCUGGUGGGGUCCCCACGGUCGCGGAGGUGGUGGGGCGUACGAUCCGCCCGUGAGGAUGGCGGAUCUGCAGCGGGCGGUGUCAACUGUGGUGCGUGAGGAGAGGGCCGCCCUGACCCAGGGCAGCUCUCACGAUGUCAUGGCCCAUGCUGCUCCUCGACAGGCUGUGCUUCCUGAGAAUCCGCCGCCUGCUGCACCAGUCCCUCAUCGGAUUCCGACCCCAUCGGCUCCCGCUGCUUCUGCCUCCGCUCCUGUUCCUGGGUCUCGGCUUCGUCUGGCGCCCGUUCCGCCAGUGGCGGGAGUCGAAUUUGUGGCGGGAGGAGGAGCGCAGUAUCCUCAUCCCGGAGUUGGCGGUUCAGCAACUCUUGCCCUCGAGGAGCCGUUUUAG